Panonychus citri (citrus red mite) is the source of this 7172-nucleotide messenger RNA. Its product is annotated as interaptin-like. The transcript has 10 exons. The record is from RefSeq and is a predicted model, not a curated record. Lineage: Eukaryota; Metazoa; Arthropoda; Arachnida; Trombidiformes; Tetranychidae. Gene Ontology annotation, cellular component: cytoskeleton of presynaptic active zone. Gene Ontology annotation, molecular function: structural constituent of presynaptic active zone. Bases 7 to 5784 code for a protein of 1925 amino acids. Gene Ontology annotation, biological process: maintenance of presynaptic active zone structure; regulation of synaptic plasticity; neuromuscular synaptic transmission.
CAUCUGAUGGAUCCUCGAUCAUCCAUGAUGCAUGGAACCUCAUCAGGUAGAAGGUCAAGUCGAAUGCCAUUACGAUCAUCAUAUUCUCUUGAACGUGAUCCUUUAAUGGAACGUGGAGGUGGUGGGGGAGUUCCAGGUGACCCUUACAUGUCUCCAAGAGAGAGAUCACUUGACCGGUGUGAUAUGACUCGACAUUCACGGACAAGGGAUCGAUCACUUGACCGUUCAGUUUACCUAAGAGAUGAUCCUGUUGGCUAUCGAGAUAAACCUGAUGCACUAUUAGAUGAUCCUAUCUACCGUGAAAGGCCAUCAUCAAGAGCAGCGAUGGGUGUCAAUUUUGCCGAUCCAACUUCGGGAUCAAUUAAUCCAGCCUAUUCUCGUGAUUCAUAUAUUAUGGAGUUACAAGCUCGUCUAAAUGAACUUCAAAGUCAAUACUCACAUGUUAAACGAGAAUUGGAUGCAACUACACAGAAAUUGGGCUCUUCCAUGCAUUCGAUUAAAACUUUCUGGUCACCCGAGUUAAAGAAGGAGAGAUCACUUCGGAAAGAAGAGGCUGCCAAAUACGCUUUGCUCAAUGAUCAAUUAAAAAUCCUUCGAUCAGAGAAUCAGAAACAGACAGCAUUAAUACGACAAUUGGAAGAGGAAUUAAGAUUAUCUCACCUUCGAAAUCCGGAUCAAGAGAUUCAACAGCACAUGGAAGCUCUUUACAACGAGAAAGAGCAUAUGUCCAAAGAGAUUUACUUACUUCGAGAGACAAUUAAGGAACUUGAACUACGAAUUGAGACUCAAAAGCAAACCCUUGCUGCUCGUGAUGAGAGUAUUAAAAAGCUAAUGGAAGCCAUGUCGAAUAAGGGAUUAACUGGAAAAAUGUAUGAAGAGGAAAGGAUUGAAAUGGAACGUUUGAAAACUCGAAACAUUGAAUUGGAAACUCGAAUGAGACAUUUGGAAACAAUGCUAGAAUCAAAGGAGAAAGAAAUUCUCAAGAUUGAGGAAAUGCGCUUAGAAUUAAAUAAACGAGACCAAGAGAUAUUGGCCAUGGGCGCUAAGAUGAAAACGCUUGAAGAACAGCACCAAGAUUACCAGCGACACAUUUCGGUGCUAAAAGAAUCGCUAAUUGCCAAGGAAGAGCAUUACAAUUUACUACAAUCCGAUAAUGAGGAGCUUCGAGCAAGAUUGGACGAGAAGAAUAAGUUAAUUGAGAAAAAGACUCAACAUGCUAUGGUAACAAGUCAAGAUCGUAAUAAACUUAAUCAAGAAUUACAAGAACUUCGAGAUCAUGUAGAUAUAAAAGAUCGUAAGAUUAAUGUUCUACUUCGAAAGAUUGAAAAUCUUGAAGACUUACUCAAAGAGAAAGAUAAUCAACUUGACCUUUCCCGAUCUCGUCUAUCGUCAAUGCAAGCACAUCAUUCCAAUUCUGAAGGAACCUUGACCAGCCUCGAAGAAGCGAUAAAUGACAAAGAUAAACAGAUAAUGUUAUUAAAAGAGCAACGAGAUCGAGCCGAAGCAGAAAGAAAUGAAGAAAGGGAAUUACAUGAGAGAGAAAUCGCUGAAUACAAGAUGAAAUCUCUUGCAAUUAAAAGCGAAAUGGACAAGUUACAGGUCAUUCUUGAUAAAGCGGCUGCCGAAAAGGAUAGAAUUGAAAUUAAACUGGAAACCUCUCAAUCCGAAUUGGGUAAAGCUCGAGCUGAACUUGAUAAAAUUCAAUCUGAACAAUAUCGCCAAACAAGUGACUGGGAACGGGCAAGAACUGAAAACGCUCGACUUAUCCUUGAGAAUGAACGACUUCGAAAUGAGAUUGAAAAACUUGGCCGAGAUUCAGAUCGAAUCACAUCAAACAUUUAUUCAAGUCCUUAUCGAGAUCGUGAUAGAGAUCGAGACCGAGACCGUGAUCGAGACAGAGAAAGAGAUAGAGAUCGAGACCGUGAUCGUGAUAGAGAUUGGGAUAGGGAAAGAGAUCGAGACAGAGAUCGUGAAGCUUCAUCUUCAGCGCUUCGAAUGAAUAAAGCAAGUGAAAUGGAGAUUGAAAAGUUAACCGAACAGUUGGAAAAGACUAAAAGUGACCUGAGACGAGCUCAGGCUGAGUUAAGAAUGAAUCAGACAGAACAAGAUCGUUCUCGUGCCGAUAUGGAGCAAUUACAAGAGAAACUCGAAAAAUCUCAAGGGGAAAUUUAUCGAUUGAAAGCUAAACUCGAAAACGCUCAAUCGGAAAGGGAAUCACUUCAAGAAGAAUACGACAAGAUUCAGUCUUUAAUCGCUCGAUGUCAAAUUGAGAGGGAUAACGCUCAUACCGAGGUAGAAAAGAUAAGAACUGAUAUGGAAAGAAUUCAGGCCACUUUGGGUAAGACACAAUUACAAUACGAAAAGGCUCAAGCCUCGUUGGAUAAAAGCCAAGCUGAAUACGAUCGACUUCAAGAAAAAUAUGACAAACUGAAUGCUGAACAUCGUCGAUUAGCAGCUGAUCGUGACCGAUAUCAAAGUGAAGUAGAAUCGUUAAGAGUCCAAUAUGGUGAUGUUGAUAAUAAGCUCCAGAAACUUCAGAUGGAACGAGAAACUUCAUUAGUAGAAUUGGAAAAAUUAAAAGAAAAAUAUGAUCGAACCACCAAUCAAAUGAAUCGAUACUUAAAGGAAAAGGAACAAGCCAUUCAAGAUUGGGAAGUUCUAAAGGAAAAGUUUGACUCUCUCCAAAAUCAAGUAACUCGAUACCAGAAAGAAAAGGAUUCAACCCAACGCGAAGUCGAGCUAACCCGUGAAAGGCUGGAAAAAGCUCAACAUCAAGUCGAAAGGUACCAACGGGAGCAACAAACAGCCGAAACUGAAGUGACUUUACUUCGAGAAAAAAUGGAAAAACUAUCAACACAAUUGCAAAAAGCUCAAGAAGAUAAAGAGAUUGGUAAAGUUGAACAUGAAAUGAUGAUGGAGAAAAUUGAUAAAGCCCAAGGAGAAGUGAUUAAGCUACAAGCUCGAUUAGAUAAGUCACAAUCAGAUGUUAAUCGACUUACAAUCGAACUAGAUAAAGCUCGAGCCACUGCAUCUACAGUUAAAGAAGAUCAUAAAAAAGCUCAAAAUGAGUUCGAAGGUCUUCAAGAGAUUUAUGCAAGAACCAAUAGCCAAUUGAUGAGAAGUAAAGAGAUGGAAGAAAAAUUGAAAAUGGAAGUGGAAAAAUUAACAGCUGAUUUAGAGGUGUUGAGAGAAAGAUAUGAUAAAGCUUCGGAACAAGUUCGUAAAUUGUCACUUGAACGAGACAAAGCGGUAACUGAAGCUGAUCGCAUGGCCCUGGAGAUGAACAGAAUUCAGGCUCAAGCAGGUAAAACUCAAACGACCCACGAGAAGCACCAAGAAGAGUUGGUUCGACUUCAAGUUGAAAGGGAAAAAGCAUAUGAAAAGAUUGAACGAGUUCAGGGUGACCUUAGGAAAGCUCAAGUUGAAAAGGACAACAUUCUAGCAGAGAAAGAGAGACUUGCAGCUGACCUUGAAAGGUAUCAAAGUCAAACGAGUAAAUAUCAAGCGGCCCAUGAAAAAUUCCAAUAUGAAUUUGAUCGUAUUAGUAUCGAUUUGGAAAGGAUUCGAGAUAAAUACGAGAAAUGUAAAGUUGACCUGGAUCGAUCUAACGGGGAAAAAGAGAAAAUGAUGAUUGACCUUCAAAGAGCAUCAGCUGAAGUUGAAUCGGUUCAAAAAGAGAGAGACAGUUGCCUAAAGGAGAUUGAUAAUCUUAAAUUAGAUUUGAAACAAUUAAGGGAACGAAACAUAGCAUCAAAUGCUACCGCUUCGUCGGCAGCAGGAUCAACCGCGGCUGCAGCAGCGGCGGCAGCGGCAGCGGCAGCAGCAGCCAAGAAUGAAGCAAUACAACAAUUGAAUGAACUUCGAGAGAAACACAAGGUUGAACUCGAUAUGUUGCAAAAAGAAUUGGACAAUGCUCGAGCUCGACUCGAGAAGUAUAAAGCUGCCGAAACGAAGCAAAAACAGGAGAUCGAAAGAGCGAUCAUUGAAUUUGAAAAGAUUCGCGAUAAAAUGGAACGAAAUCAAGCUGAAUUAACGAAAGUCCAAAGAGAACGAGACAGUUUAAUGGAACAAGUAAAAUCUCUGCAAAACGCUUUAGCGACAGCGAAAUCAACAUUAGCAUCAAAUCAAAUUCAACAACAGCAACAAUUAAAAUCGGGACAACAGCCCCAACAACAAGUGACACAACAGCAAAUCGACGUUGGAUCAGCUGAAGUGGCUCGAUUGAAACAAUUAUUAUCCAAAUCGGAAGAUGAUCUACAGAGAACUUUAGCUGAAAACAAUCGCCUUAAGAUGGAGGUUGAAAGACUUCGUCAAGAUUUGGACGAUGCUGAAGGUUAUAUACAGAAAAUAUCGGAAGGCCAAGAGGCCAGAAUGUCGGGUGAAUUUAAAAAGUUAAAAGAUCAACUUGAAAAAUCAGAAGCUUCACUCGCCGCAGUUAUGAAGGAAAGAGAUUCUCUUCAUAUUGAAUUACAAGAAUUAGCCGAUGCUUAUGAUGCUCUUGAGAAAGAGAAGGGAACACCAACUGGCCUGCCCAAGGCAGAGGUCGAUCGUUAUAAUAGUCAAAUCGCCGGUUUACAAGCGGAGAUGAAAAAAAUGGAGCUUUCAUGUAGAAAAUACGAAACUGAGAACAAGGAAUUAAGAAGUAAACUCGAAAAAUCUUUGGAAGCUAUUACAACCUUCCAGAAACAAAUCGACGGUUCUAAACAAGAAAUUAACAAAUUGUCUGAACAAUCAAGAUUGUUGAAGAGUGAAAAUGCCAAAUUGAUUGGUCAACUUCAGCAAACUAAUCAACAACUUAAUUCAGCUAAAUCAACAGUCGCUUCAGCCCAAGCAGCCGCUCAAGCUGCUCAAGCUCAAGCAGCGGCAGCACAGGCUCAGGCUCAGGCUGCCGUGAAUAAUAAUAAUAACAAACCCGAUCCAAAGAUCGUGGAGGAAGUUAAUAAAUUAAAAGGUGAACUAGAAAGACAACGAAAUGAAACCCAAAAAUGGAUGCAAGAGGCAACACAAUUAAGGAAACAAUUAGAUCGAGCCCAAGAAGAGAUGAAGACAUUCAAACAAGAAAGAGAUCGACUUCAAGAUCAACUCGAAAAGUUAAUCAAUGAAUUAGAAGCUAAAGAGAGGGAUCUUCAACAGGCUAAACUGAAUCAACAAAAGGGUAUGCAACAAGCAACUGCCCAACAGCAGCAACAACAACAACAAUUAGCCCAACAAAGUGGUGAAUUAGUGGCGAUGAAAAAGUCACUCGAUGAACGAGCUCGAAGUUUACAAGAAUUGGAAUCAAAAUUAACCAAAAGGAAAAGUGAACUUGAUUCAAUGGAAAAGCAACUCGAACUUGCAAUGAAACAACAACAACAACAGGGUCAACAACAAUCACAACAAUCGGCCUCUAAUCAAGCUGCUAGUGAGAAAAUGUUAACCGAAUUAAAAAAGAAAAUGGAAUCAAUUGAAUCAGAGAAAGUUAAAUUAAUAGGUGAAUUAAAAAAGACCAAAGAUGAAGCCAAUCAAACCCAAACGGAACUUGAAAGAUUGUUACAAAUAAUGAAAGCAUCGGAAGAGGAAAAGUUUGCCCUCAAUAAGCAAGUUCAAGACUUGCAAAAUGCCCUGAAAACAACUCAAAGUGCUGGUCAUCAUCACCAACCAACACCCCAACAGCAACAACAACGUCGUGGACCUGGACCUGGACCUGGACCUCCAGGGGGUGAAGGUCAUGGUCAUGAUCCAUCUAAAGGAGGUCAACAGUCUCAACCUGGUGGUCCCGCUAGUUUUUUUUCUAGUUUUUUUUAACCAUAAAUUGAAUUUAGAGAGUUAACUAAUUGUGGUAACUAAUCCUUUGGAGGAUUAAGGAUGGAGAGUGAGAGGGAAAUUAAAAGGAUAAAUCAAUCGAUUGAUUAAGAUUUGAUGAUUUAAUUGUCACCAGAUUCACAUGGAUUCAAUUGAUAUUUUUGAUUCUUCCUUCCCAACAAACAAAAUCAUAGAUACUCAACAAAUCCAUGUAUCCACGGUUUCAUCAGUAGUUGAUUGUUGAUUAAUUACUGACUAAUAUUGUGCUUUGCAAACAAUACACACACACCGAUACACUCACACUCACACACAUACACUCAGCAUCAUGUUAAAUUGUUGUUUGUUGAUUUCUGCUAAUUAGUUGGAAUAUGUUUGUUUCUUUUGAUAUCGCCAAGAUCACCAGCCCACCGCCCGACCAAGUACCACUUUGAAUAAUAUUGAAUCUUUGUCUUUCUGUUUGAUUCCUGUGUGUGACCAUCAUCAUCAUCAUCAUCUUCAUCUUCAUCUUUUCAUAACUUAUAUAAAUGUUUCAUCAUCAAGAAUUAAGGUACACACAAUUAAUUCAAACAACAACAAAUCAUCACAUUCACAAUUUUCAUGGAGGAAAAAAAAAUUCAGAUGAUCGAACUUAAAUUAAGUGCUUUCCAAUGGCCGAAAUAGAUGAAUGGAAAACACUUAAUUGUUGAUCACUUUUUUUUUCUAAAUCAACCAACUGACCAAGUCUCUUAUUAAUUAUUAUCAUUUUUAAAUCAUCGAAGUGAUUAUAAUAAUAAUAAUAUCUAUUAGACAGAAUUAAUUGUAAUUGUUAUGACUGAUUGAUUGAUUGAUUUACAAUUUAGGAGGUAAUUUGAUUAACUGGACAACAACUAAUGACCAAAAAAAAGAGCAGAGGAAACUUUGAUUAACUUUUUUUUUCCUCAACAAUUAAUUGUGUGUUUGAUAUACAAUUAAACAUAUCAAAGUGAUGAGACAAUUAAACUACAAACCUGAUGAAUACAAUACUAAUUGAGAAACAAUCAAUUUGGAUUGAUAAUUUUGGACUUUUCUGUUUCAUGUCCUCAAUUAAAUCAAAUUUAAUUGUUAUCAUUUGUUUUUGAUUAACUGGCCUAAAUUAAGCAAUUAAUUUGCUUCCUAUGGAAACAGCAAUUUGCAAUGAAAGUAAAUCACCUUUAAUUAUAUUAUCAUCAUCAUCAUAAUCUUCAUUAUAAUUAUCAUCUUAAUCAUUUGUCAUCAAAUGAAAAGUCAAUUGCUGACCAAUGGUCUUCCCAUUAUAAUUAAUAGCUGAUGAAAAAAGAAAGUGAUUAACUUAAUCACAAUUAAGUUUUAACAUCAAUCGGUUUUUGGUCCAGUUUUUUUGUUUCAUUCAAUUAAAUUGUUGCUUCUUAUGUUAA